Molecule: messenger RNA, 3752 nt
Organism: Fundulus heteroclitus (mummichog)
Lineage: Eukaryota; Metazoa; Chordata; Actinopteri; Cyprinodontiformes; Fundulidae
Product: caspase-1
Exons: 10
Coding region: 364-1527 (387 amino acids)
Biological process (GO): regulation of apoptotic process; proteolysis
Molecular function (GO): cysteine-type endopeptidase activity
Source: RefSeq, a predicted model, not a curated record
AUCCAUCCAGCUCUGAAAUAUACCUUCCACCAAGCAACUUCUACCUGUUUCGUCACCCCCAGCUCUCCAUACGCCAUCUUGUCUGAAGCAGAAUCUACAAGAGGAGAGGACAGGUUACUCUGUGUCCCACAGACAUGGAUAGGAUUUUGGUUGUUCACCUCAGUUAGCAUGUAUCGACAUGUAUCAGGUGGAGGUGCUCAGGAUUCCAACAUGGCCGCAGUAGAUGGUGAGCAGCACUUCCAAGGAACUGAGUGCAACUCAAACAACUCGCCCUGGCACCAAGAGCAGACUGAAUUCCUGGACAUGCACACACUCAUCCUAAACUUUUAGAGAACUCUGCAUUUAACUCCUCAGUUCUGAGCAAUGGCAGAUAAGGAGCUCGCCAGAGUGCGCACCAAUUUUGUGGCAAAGGUGUCAAAAGCUGUAAUCAAGCAGCUCCUGGACGAUCUUUUGGAGGAUCGUUUGUUGAAUGAUGGGGAGGUAGAUUCUGUGCUCGAGGACAACACUGGUAGGGCAGACAUGGCUCGCUGCCUCAUCGACACAGUAAAAAGAAAGGGGGACAAAGCCAGCAGGAAGAUGAUUAAACACAUUGAAAACAGAGAUUCUGCACUUUACGCUGAACUUGAGCUGUCCUCUGGUCCAAAACCAGUUGCAGCUCCUAAGAAGCAGAAAACCUGGUCAGACAAACUAGUCCCCAUGACGGAUUCCUCGCGGCAGGAAAAAAUGAAUGAUUCAGAUAUUUACAAGGUGUCCGAAACUUCCCUAAAAAGUCGUGUUGCUCUCUUAAUCACCAAUAGAAAUUUUACUGACAAUAACUUAACCAGAAAGGGAGCGGAGAAAGAUGAGGAGAACAUGGAGGAACUUCUCAGUUCCCUGCAAUAUGAGGUGGUGAAACACAAUGACCUUACUGCAAAGAAUAUAGAAAAGGCUCUGCAAGAAUUUACCACACAUCCCAAACUAAAAGACACAGACAGCGUGUUUGUGGUGAUCAUGUCCCACGGGAAAAGAGGAGUCAUCCUUGGAGUCGAUCACAGAAAGGAUAAACCGGAUGAAUUCCCUGUCGACACAAUCUACAAACUUCUAGGUCCACAAAAAUGCUCUGCACUGAUGGACAAACCCAAGAUCAUCAUCAUCCAGGCCUGCAGAGGAGCUACGGGUGGAGCUGUGAUUGUUAGCGACAGCGUCGAAGCCGAGGUGGUGUCUGAUGAGGAACGGCAGGCGCCGCCCCCUCGAGCAGGCCAAAUCGUUGAGGAUUCCAUGCGAUAUGUUCACAAAGAAAAGGAUUUCAUUUCACUCCUGUCAAGCACGCCUGAUACCGUCUCAUACAGAAGAGAGGAUCUGGGCUCCUUCCUCAUACAGUACAUCGCUGAAGUCUUCAACACUUGCUCCCAUGAGGAUGAUAUCGAUGAACUUUUCAGAAAAGUCAUGCAACGCUUCGAAGAGUUUCCUGAUGAAACCAAAAGACAAAUGCCAACAAAGGAUAGAUGCACCCUAACCAGGCGCUUCUAUCUUUUCCCCGGCCACUGAGACAGAAACGUUUGGUAACUUUUGAGCUGACAAUGCUAUCCUUACUGUCACUUUUUAAAAUGUACACACAUGCUCUGUUUGUGAUUUUAAUAGUGGCCUUUAGGCAAAAUGAUUUGUACUCAGUCAGACCCUUAACCAAGCCCCUGUUCCUCAAGGAAAUUAGGAACUUUUUUUGAAGUGCAUAAACCCUUUAUAGCUUGAUACGGGUAAUUGCGAGGAAACUUUACAUUUAAACAAAGGAAAACUUUUUGGCUGUUUUAAAAAAAUAAAAAGUCAGGCUUUCAAUUUUACUUUGCAUCACAAUUGAUACGUUAGACCAAAGAAUAUAUUUUCUUCAUGUUUUCUGCAUUUUUAUAUAAGGUGUAUAAAAUAUGUUCAUUUGUAUGUUGUAAAUUGAAUGUUUAGGAAAAUACUGCCUUUGGUUAAGAGGUAGAGAUCUCAGAAAUAUUUGUAUCAGAAAUUCUAUAUUUGGAGUCAUAGGGAUAUGAGAAAAUUAUUCAAAUAUUCCAAGACAACAAGUCUUAUUUCCUGGACUUUACCUGGAACAGAUUAAUGCUAAUCUUGGACCUUUAAGAAACUAAGAGAAAAAGGUUUUCCCAGGAAAUACUAUUUGUCAAAUGUAAUAUGAAUCACAUGUAUUUCCAUUGGUAUGUUUUGAGUCUUUAACAUCUCAGUUGAAUCUCCUUUCUUUGCAUUUCAAUGGUAAGGCCUGUGUGACAUGGAUGUGAAAGAAAAUCAUAUUGGUUGAUCUCUGUCUCGUCUGAUUGCACAAUGACUCCAAAGUUUCUUUAGGAAAUUAAAACAACCCAACUCCCUGUCAUUUGUUUUGUGAAGAAAACAAAGUUUCUAAAUGUUCAUGUUUAUUUUAUUUCUCUUUGAGUCAGAAGAAGAUCAAAAUUGCCUAAAAGUAGAAGCGUAAUAGACAAUACACCCUGACCGUCUUGUCUAUCGGUAGAGUUCCCUCUGUGAAUGACUAAUAAUGUGAACCAGAAGGCUUACCAGAUGUUAAAAACAUCUCCAUCUUCUUUUUUUUUUGGAGAACUACACUUAGUCAUUGCUAGCAGGGAAAAAGACCAUCGCUAUACACGUAUGCUUCCGCGUUUCAAUUUUUCUUUGCAAUUUCUUCCAAACAUCCCUUGGACAUUUUAAGGUUUAAAGCAUUAGGUUUUUGUGCUCUGAGCCUGUGAGCAAGAACCAUGACCCUUUUACUGAUGACCCAAACUGUUGGAGACGGUCACACCCUGUUUCAUCCUCCAUCAACCAGAGGCGGAUGAGGUUGUGUGGCCCUGGGCUGUUGGGCUCAGUGUGACCAGAUUUUACACAGAUUUGAGGGCGAAACAGUGUGACCCCUGAGUAGGCUUGGGUCUAAAACUCCAACUCUUCGCAGGACUAGAACCGGAUUGGUGCACAGCCAAGUAAAGCAUGCUGCACCUCAGGACCAUUACUAUCUGAAGUCAUGGAGAGAACAGGGCCCAAAUUAAGCUCUACCUAAAACGAGACAUUUUAGAGCUUGAGGUCAUAACUUGUUUUGCAAAAUUAACCUAGAAAUGUUCAUUUAUUGAUUGACCUCAGAGGCUGCUUGACUAAUAAUAGUUAAAACAAAAUCCUGCAUUAAGGUGGUCAGAUACCUCUCCUAUUAUGCUGAUGACUUGCAUAUUUCCUAGCCACAUUAUGAGUGCAGUCUAGAUUAAUGUUAUUCUAUUUUUCUGGGUAUUUUCUUUUCCCGUUUGAUGUGUUAAACUGUAUACUCCUUUUGUUUUUGUAACCUGCAUCUAAUUUGGACAACUGAAAGUCAUCCUCCUUUGAAAUAAUUUCCAUCAGAAUCUACCUCCCUCUCUGAGAAGUUUGUCAGUCUUUGCAUAACUUUAAACUGGCAAGAAAAAUUGUUUAUCAUUUGAAUUCUUUGUGAUUUUCUUAAUUGCAGUCACUAAAACAUGCUGAGGACCCUUAAGAAAAUCAAUCUGAGGUUUUAAUUAUCAUGUAAAAUGAUUCUGAGUGUUCUGCUAUGAGUCUCUUCCUUUACUAUAUGUAGCUAUACGUAUAUUACAUUGUGACUACAUCAUUUAAUAACUCCAAGUUGCAUAGGCUAUAUGUUUAUAGCUUUUCAGUUGUUGGUGGAGGGGAGCUUAAACAUCUAUUUGAUUUAUGGUUUCUGCCCUCAGAAGUCUGUUCCUGCUGUGGUCAUAAUAAAGUACAAAAGAAAAUUGAAGAAAAGGUUGGUCUGU